Messenger RNA from Astrephomene gubernaculifera, 3428 nucleotides. Lineage: Eukaryota; Viridiplantae; Chlorophyta; Chlorophyceae; Chlamydomonadales; Astrephomenaceae. The record is from the annotation of a GenBank genome assembly.
AUUUUCAACGCUAUUCUGUUGUGUAAGGGCCGGGCAUGAUCUCGAGAUAGGAACACACCAGCAUCAUAUUUUGCUCCAGAAGUGCUGCGGUCGCUCCUUGGACCCGUUUCUGCUAUGGUUAAGUGAAAUCUAGCCCAUUACAGAUUUGGAUCACCAAGUUCGCAUGAUAGGAUGAAAUGCUUUGGUAGUGCUUACCUCGUUAACCGCCGAAUUGGAGGCAGUUGAAUUGUCUGACCUUAAACACACGAAGACAGCUAGCGAGUAUGGGCAACGGAUUUUCCUGUUUUGAAAAAGAGCAUUGGAAAGAUGGAAACGGGAUUGACAGGCCUUACCAACAGACAAGGGAGGAUGUGUACCAAGACAUGACGCUCCCACUGUCGCACUACUUCAUUUCUUCUGGGCAUAACUCAUACCUGGCUGGGGGUCAGCUUUAUGGAACAGCGGGCACUUCGACAAUUACCAGGUGCCUCGAUCAAGGAUGCCGUGUUGUCGAGCUGGAUGUGUACAAUGGGCCCGUUUGCACACAUGGCGGCACGCUUGUGCAGAGUGUGGCCUUCGAGGAGUGCAUCAUCGCCAUCAAGGAGUAUGCCUUCAGGGCCUCGCCCUUCCCCGUCAUCAUAACCAUGGAGAUACACGCGGACGCGGAGAGCCAGGCGCGCAUGGCCAUGAUCCUGAUACAGCAGCUGGCGGACAUGCUGCACAUACCGCCGCGCAGGCAGGCAGGCGAGCCGCCGCCGCCGCACUUCGAGUCGCCGGAGGCCCUGCGUGGGAAGAUCCUGUGCCGGGCGUCGGUCGCCAAGCUGGUGAAUGAGGACCUCAAGGGGCUCAUCUACGUGGCCAACGCCAAGAUGACGUCGUUCAAAAAGAUGAUUGACAACGCCGGGGCGGUGUCGUCCUCGUUCGAGGAGACGGCGCUGCCCAAGGUCGAGGAGCUGGACGCUGAGGACGCCCGGAAGGACGCCCGCCAGCCCCGCACCUCCACCUCCACCCCCGCCACCACCACCACCCCCCGACAGCAACGCCAGUCCUGGGCGGCCACCGGGGGCCGCAGCGACGCGGCCCCCGAGGACGCGCCCGCCCCCGACGCCGACAUGGUUGCCGGCUCCAUCCGCGAGCUGUACACCUACACCUCCCGCCACCUGAUGCGGGUGUACCCCGCGGGCUGGCGGGUGCUGUCGGGCAACUACAGCCCCAUGCGCGCCUGGGUGCGGGGCGCCAGUCUGGCGGCGCUGAACUGGCAGGUGUGGGACGAGGCGCUGUGGUGCAACCAGGGCAAGUUCAUGGACAACGGGCAGUGCGGCUACGUGCUGAAGCCCGAGUGGAUGCGGCAGCCGGGUCCGCAGCUGCCGGGGGGGCCGGGGGGUCGGGGCCGGGAGCGGCGGCUGGUGGUGUGUGUGCACAGCGCCUACAAGUACCAGGGGCGCAACUGGUUCGUAUUCAAGGAUGACCUGUUCGUCAGGCUCACGCUGUGGGGCAUGCCGGUUGACCGCUGCUGCCAGCACACCCGCACGGUGUGCAACAGCGGGCGGCUGGUGGUGCAGGAGAGCUUCGAGUUUCCGGUGCGCUUCCCGGAGAUGGCGGUGCUGUGCGUGGAGCUGAUGGACGAGAACGUGGGCGGCCCGAUGGCCAAGCACGCGGACGCCGACAGCCUGGGCUACUUCUCGCUGCCGCUGUCCACCCUGGCGGAGGGCGACUUCAAGCUUCAGCUGAGGCACCCGCGCAGGGGCGAGCGGCUGGACCCCACUCGCACCUGGGUCAAGGUGGGCUUCACGUGGCGGGACUCCUCGCCGUAUGGAGGGGAGGGCAAGUGAGGAGUGGGAGGGGAGGGAGGUGAGGGCGGGGCAGCGGCAGGGGGCAGGACAGCAGCAGCAGGUGCAGCAGCAGGUGCAGCAGCAGUCAAGCAACCGAAGCAAGGGACUGUCGCCGACAGCUAGGCCCGGGUCAGGGACUGGGAUAGCUGUCGGGCGUGAGGGGUGUCCGGAUACCGGACCGGUGGUAGGGGAAGCUGUAGAGGUUGGAAGAGUGGAUGGCGGUUAUGAUAGUUGGCAGCUGCGGUGGUUGUGGUUUGUUGGUUUGUAGUUAGCCACGUGGGGGUGCUUGCAGCGAAACGCAAGGUGACAAGCCGGAGUGUGUUAAGGAAGCUGGCCGCGAGUAGGAACGUACUGGGAUGUCGGAAGAUGAAGUGUGUGUGUGCCGGAGUGUGUAUGACCAUGUGUGAAGAAAGGGUGGGCGUGUGCGUGGUGCGGAGGCACCCUGGAGCAGGCCUGGCAUGGAGCGAGAAUGGAUGCCCGCCGACUGUCGGCUUGUCGCUGUUCAAGAGCCCAGAGUUGAGUGCAGCGAGAGUGUGCAGCACACGUAGGGUGCAGCACACACACAGGUUCAGCGUGAGUGGAGCCACACAGCCCGGAGAGGCUCGUACAACCUAGAAGAGAGGAGAGGAGGGGACGGGUACAACCCUCGAAUUAUGUUCGCCUGUUUUCCUAGCCGUUUUCCUUUUGGAGUUUAUUUUUAACUCGGCGCAUCCUAAUGCGUAACCGUGCUUUAGUAAGGGAGAUGAAAUGAGGAUUGCAGUGGCGCACCGACACUGCAGGUGUCCUAGCAGAGGUGCGUUAGGUGUUUGAGGGAGCGGACGAGGGGUACAUAGGAUGGACAUGUUGUCAGACAUGUGUUUGUGCUUCUCAUGUUCAUGUUGGCAGAAGAAGAAGACGGAGAUGCGUAUGCUGUGCGUUAUUAGGUGAGCCAUUUCUGCCGGGACUCGAAUGUUAAGUGCACGUUACGUGCAUGCCACUCGGUCCUGCACCCAUAGUAGAGAGUGCGCAGUUGGGCCCCAACCGCCCACACCGACGUCUAUGGGCACCUUUUUUCGUUUGCUUUCAUUCGGGCCGUCCCUGCGUACCGGCAAGCAGGAUGACGAGCCUUGGCUUCUCUUGCGUGAAAUAUGUGCAGCACAUGAUUCACGUGGGUCACAUGGAGCAUGACCAGCGUGGGGCCCUGCUGGCGUACAGGAAUUGGAUUCCGCCGGUUGUACGGCAACUCGUGCGCCACCCUGGCAUGCAUGCUGUGCGACCUGUACUGCUGUAUAGGGACUGUGGAGUUUGGAGUGUGCUGUUCUUCCUGGAAGAAUUGUUUUUCCUUUUAACGCUGCAGCGUCUUGGGCAUAGGGUAUGCCUUGCCUCUUGCGUGCAUGCGGAGACAAUGACGUGGCGUCUCUUGCGACCUGCAUCCUUGCAGGCAGUGGUGUGCUGCUGCCUUCUAGUCAGAAGCUUGUGCCAUAGGUUCAUUGCGUCCGCAGACACCAACAGCGUGCAUGUGGUUGAGAGAGCAGACCAUGACAUGCGCGCUCGUGCAUUAUGGUUUCUUAUGGUUUUCUAUGCACGGUUACCGACGGCUUCACUGGGUUGUGCAAACAGGUGUAAACCCCAGCAGAG